Molecule: messenger RNA, 507 nt
Organism: Ilex paraguariensis (yerba mate)
Lineage: Eukaryota; Viridiplantae; Streptophyta; Magnoliopsida; Aquifoliales; Aquifoliaceae
Source: the annotation of a GenBank genome assembly
AUGGAGCAAACUGAAGGAAUUGGGAUCAAAAUCUACAAUGCAACCCCACAAGAUGAUGGCCAUGUGGCUGGAAACGACGUGCCGUUGCAAACGGAGUACAGAAGACCUUUUAGAACACUUCUCACAUUCGAGAUGGUCAUUCCCUCCACAUACCACAAUGGUGAAUGCACUCCAGUUAGCACUAUGAUGAUCCACGUCCAAUUAGUUUUGUGCUCUCUUUCGUGCUUAUUUUUCCACUUCACCGAUAGUUUUCACGGUCCGAACGGUAAAGUGUACUAUGGUUUUGUGACAAGUCAGAGUUUGGAGGUGUUCAAGCUUGGUGUCACAGUGGAAGUGCCCAAAGAGGAGAGAUUUACGCUUAGUUUCACAGACUGUGCAUGCAAUCAUAUCGAGCUUGUUGUGAGGACGACGGGAAGCGAUUGGUGUCGCCAUAUACAGAGAUGGAGAAGGGAUCGCAAUGAUUAUUUUCAGCACAGCGGUAACGUGAGGAUCACAAUCCUGGGGUAA